UGUUGCAAUGAUUUUUGGGUAUUCAUUUUUGUAAUUAUUAUUCUACUGGGGCAGAAGAAACAAAGCCAAAGAACCACUUGCAAGAGGAAAUGCAUGAAAUCAACUCUGCCCCAAAACAUGCAAAAGAAGACAGUUUAGGCUUAUCAGAGAAACUUCAAGAUACCCCAUUUAAAACACCAGACCUCAAUAUUGACCAGUUCCAUAGUGGUAAAGAUUUACCCAAAGGAAAGAAAAGAAAGCGAGGCCAUGGGGAAGCUGCAUAUGAUGGGAAAAUUCUCAGGAAAAGCCCAAGACCAAAUUAUUUUGUUGGUAUCAGAGUCUCAGACUGUGAAAUUCAUAGAACAAUUGUGAGGAUUCAAGAGGCUAUCAUAGCAUCUGAUUCCAAUUUAUAUCAGGCUCUGAUUGAUGUAGCAUCUUCGCACAUUACAGUGUUGGUUAUGUACAUUGAUAGUGAUAUUGCUCUCUCCGUUGCUUCUUCAGCACUAGAUACAUGCUGGGAUAAAUUGAAAGAAGAUAUUGAAGAAAGCCCCAUACAGAUGACAUUUUCAGGGAUAGGGAGCUUUUCAGAUAGAGUAGUUUAUGCUAGAUUGAGAGAGGAUGAACACUACUUUAGAUUACUCAAACUAGCCAAGGAAGUGCGCCAAAUAUUUUCUAAUGCAAGUGUGUGUUUGCCUGAUGAAAAACCCAUGCAGCCUCAUCUGACAAUUGCCAAGAUGUCAAAGGUUCGUCAGAAGGCAGGCAGCUUCCCAAGGAAUAUCAAUCCUGCAGCUUACCAGCCCUUGAAGAAUAUUUACUUUGGAUGCCAAUCAGUGUCAGGGCUUCAGCUCUUGAGUAUGACCAGACCAAAAGACUUGGAAAGGUACUAUUAUUGUGCCAACGAGAUAAUAUUUGAUGAAACUUGCAAGGAAAGAGGAGAUCAUUCUUAUUGUUGCUUUCCUAGAAGACCUUUAGGUUAUGUGUAGAAGUUGGAGUGAAAGUGGUAAGAAUUUUUCCAUUGGAAAUGCAAAAGUCUUUGAAAAAUGUCAAUGAUUAG
Penaeus vannamei (Pacific white shrimp) is the source of this 1033-nucleotide messenger RNA. Lineage: Eukaryota; Metazoa; Arthropoda; Malacostraca; Decapoda; Penaeidae. The record is from RefSeq and is a predicted model, not a curated record.